CAAUCCUGCUCUUCGGGCCCCUUCCCGGGCUCGUCCCUUUCGUUUCCCCGCUUUGCUUUGCUUUGCUUUCUCUUUCUGGAUGUCAUUUCCGGGGAACCGCAAAACAUUAAUCCGGGAAGGAGGAAGAAGCCGGAGCAGCAAGAGGAAGAACUGGGGAAUCUGGAGUCGGGCGUAGAGGACCUGGCUGGAUGAGUGGAGCCCAGCGGGGCUGGAGCUGUGACAUGGUGCAGCCAGGCGAGUGCCCAGCCAGUGACUGUGGCAUAAUGGGGGAUGAUUCCUCUCUGGGCAAAGCUGCUACCCUUCAUCUACCAGCUGAGCUGGCAGGACAUGAGGCUGUGCAGCACUUCCUGGCUGAGAAUCGAGACCUCAAAGAAGCCAUACGGCAGAGUAACCACAUGCUACGGGAACGCUAUCAGGAGUUCCUGCAAUUCCAGGUUUCCCACAAAGAGGAGAAGGAGUUCCUCAUGCACAAGUUCCAGGAAGCUCGACUUGUGGUGGAAAAUUUGAACUCGGAACGCACUGGGCUGAAAAAGCAGCUGAAGCAGGCUGUCCAGGAACUGGAGCAACUGAAGAUGAAACUGUCAGCUUCCCAGCCGUUUUCCUUCCAGCCGGAGAAGUCUGAAGCACAAGAGGAGCCAGACACAGUGACCUUAACUCAAGACGUAGAUGUGCUUGCUGUGGUUCCAGAGAUGCCACAGCAAAAAAGGGGACUCUUUGAGAAGGAUUUGAAGGAGCUUCAGGAAGCCAACGAGGCUUUGCAGAAAGAGAAGCUGGCCUUGCAAGCAGAGGUCAGAGCACUGAAACAAGCAGCCAAGUCUACAUUGCUUGUAGAAGAACCUGAAGUAAAGACGGAAGCAAAUGAGAAUGGACUUCUUCCAGUAGACCAUCCCUUGGAGUUGGAUUCCACACAGAGGUCAGGAGACAGAAAGAGUCCUGGUGCGGACAAGGCUGAGCAGCUAUUCAAGAAGUUGAAGGAGGCAGAAGAUGAGAGUUCAGCCCUUCGUCAGCAGCUGGUGUUAGCCAAAGAGGAGCUGGCCUACACGGCAGCACGGGAGCAGGAGACCCAACAGCAGCUGCAAACACUUGGCAAGCAGUUGGAGCAAGUUGGAGAUGACAGGGCCACAGUAAAGGCUCAGGUGACUUCCCUUCUGGCGGAGCUGGCGGAGAGUCAAAAGCGCCUGGAUACGUCCAUAAAGGAAAAGGAAGGGCUGGAGGAGAAGGUCCGUAGCGCCGGCGAACGACUCCAGCAGCUUGAAAGGGAGGCUGAAGCCCGCACCAAGCAACACAGCGUACAAGUUGAUCAGUUGCGGUUGCAGGUUCAUAACCUAGAAACGGCCCUGCGUGUGGAGCGGCAGAGCGCCACAGAGGAAAAGAGAAAACUAGCACAGCUGCAAGUGGCUUAUCACCAGCUCUUCCAGGAAUAUGAUGCCCAUAUCAAAACCAGCAUGGAAAAUGAGAAGCGGAGCAAGGGCCUGGACCUGCAGGCUGCUGAACUGUCUCAGCAAUUACAGCAGGCUGAGGAGGCUUUGGUGGCCAAGCAGGAGUUUAUUGACAAGCUGAAAGAGGAGGCUGAACAGCACAAAGCUAUCAUGGAGACUGUGCCCGUUCUCAGGGCACAGGCUGAAAUCUACAAGACAGACUUCUUGGCAGAGCGUCAGGCUCGUGAAAAGCUCCAUGAACAGCGAGAGGCCCUGCUAGAGCAACUUGCACAACUGCAAAGAGAUAAUGAGAAGCUGAAGGCAGACUCUGAGGGUGCCAGUCGGGCUCUGAUGGAAGAAAUGAGGAAUCGCCAUUCAGAAAUGCGUCCUGCUCCUCAGCCAGCAGCUUUCCUGAUGGGUGCCAAUACAUUCCAUCCCCCGAUGAUUACAGGGCACAGGCAAAGCAUUGCUGAUGAACAGCCUCACUUCAGUUGCCCCAAGUGCCAGUACAGAGCUCCAGACAUGGACACGCUACAGAUCCAUGUGAUGGACUGCAUCCAGUGACACUGAUGAAGGAAGGAGGGAGGGUUCCAGUUUGUGAUGUGCUUCUGCUGCAUUGCCUUAAACAUGACCAGUGGUUCAGAUGUUGACAAGAGAGAGAGAAAGAGGACCCUGGCACAAGGAUCAGGGACUGUUUAACCCCGCCCCCCAUGUAUGUUAUUAAUUUUCCUCCUAUGAGAAUGGUUGAGCCUUUUGCUGUCCUUCUUCAGGGUCUGGCUACCCUAGCCAUGGGAAAAGGGGAUUUGCACUAUUUGGGGUUUGUGUGAAAGAAUGUUAAAUACUGAUAAGUUCCUCUUGGUAACUUUCCUUUUCAACGUGAAAAGAGGAUUGCCCUCUUCUCCAUGAAGAUGGAUAGUUCUUGUUUCCUAGGUCACAGGAGGAAUCCCCCAGGUCUGCCCUAACUGUGCCUUAGACAUUUCUUCAGCCAAGCUGUGAUGAGGCAGACCAUGCACAGAGUAGUACAAAAGGGGGGCCUUCUAAGAGGCUGCUUGUUAUGCCUAGUUACCACUUCGCCUGCAGUAUGAAGAGCCAUUGUAUGUUCUUACUUUUAUCUCAAGUCAAUUAAAGCAAAGUUCAAGAUCAA
This is a messenger RNA of Pogona vitticeps (central bearded dragon), 2562 nucleotides long. RefSeq names its product inhibitor of nuclear factor kappa B kinase regulatory subunit gamma (gene IKBKG). Gene Ontology annotation, molecular function: K63-linked polyubiquitin modification-dependent protein binding. Lineage: Eukaryota; Metazoa; Chordata; Lepidosauria; Squamata; Agamidae. The record is from RefSeq and is a predicted model, not a curated record. Gene Ontology annotation, cellular component: nucleus; IkappaB kinase complex; cytoplasm. Gene Ontology annotation, biological process: positive regulation of canonical NF-kappaB signal transduction.